Messenger RNA from Aspergillus fijiensis CBS 313.89, 2289 nucleotides. RefSeq lists its product as uncharacterized. Gene Ontology annotation, biological process: regulation of DNA-templated transcription; DNA-templated transcription. The record is from RefSeq and is a predicted model, not a curated record. The transcript is spliced from 6 exons. NCBI's taxonomy places the organism in Eukaryota, Fungi, Ascomycota, Eurotiomycetes, Eurotiales, Aspergillaceae. Bases 82 to 2289 code for a protein of 735 amino acids. Gene Ontology annotation, molecular function: DNA-binding transcription factor activity, RNA polymerase II-specific; zinc ion binding; DNA binding.
GGAAUCUAGAAGUCUCGAUGAGCUUGAUUGAAGUCGUCACCUGAGUGUCAGAUUGCCGCAUCCUGACUGCUCAGGGCUCUAAUGACUAUGGAUUCGACUAGUACUGCAGAGAGGCGGAGAAGACGGCGGCGCGUUGCAGAUGUGGAUCGAAAGAGAGCACCACGAGCGUGCACUCUAUGCAAGAGAAGGAAAAGCAAAUGCAUCCCAGCAAGGGGUAACCCUCGUAUGGAUGCACACCACAAAUGUCAGCGAUGUACACUCAGGAAUUUAGAUUGUAAAUUCGAGAAAGGAGACUCGCCAGGGACUGAAUCGUCGCUUACCCAAGUCCCAGCGCAAUCCCCGAGCGCAGCCAUCGAUUCUACAAGACGGUUGCCAGAUCAUGCAUCGAUUGAUCACUCCGAACUUUUAUCCCCAGCCUCUGUUCUGUCGCAGGGUCUAUCGACACACGUCAUUGCAGAUCAGUCGAAGCGAGUUCUGUGGCCCAAUUUCCUAUCUCGGCUUCGAGAAGCGUUCUCGCUCGGCCCCCAUCAUGCUCCGGAAGAACGGGAGAUGGUCGCGAUGCAGGCGAGAAUGAUUCAACCAAAAGGGCUACAUCCCUCCGAACUAUCAAGAUUACAAGCAGCCAUCGAUGCGUUCCCUCCCCGUCCAGUGGCCGACUUCCUGCUCCACGUCUUCAUGAAGCACGCCACCGAUGUUUUUUUCUAUUUCGAUCAAGCUCAAAUGCUCGCCGACGUUGAUGAGUUCUAUACGGACUUAGACUCACCUUUGAGAUUUGAUUCAGCCUUCGUCUGCCUUGCCAUGGCCACCUUCGCUCUGGGGAGUCAGUGGACACCGCUGGAGAAGCCCGCAGGAUUCGAGCCUAGCCUACUACCCAAAGAGAAUGUAGAGCUCGGACAUAGAUUUGCGGCUCAUGCUAAGACCCUCAUACCGGAUAUCAUCGAACGCUCAUGCUUGAGAUCCGUUCAAGCCCCAUUUGUCCUGGGAGUUUAUUUCAUGCCUGCAAGUGCGCUUGGGACAUCCUACGUUUAUCUGGGACUGGCAUUACGAAAAGCUCUAGCAUGCGAUCUGCAUCUCAACUCAGAAGAUCUGUCCAUGACCGAGCGAGAUAUAGAAGUGAGAUGUCGUCUUUGGUGGUCUAUUUAUGCGCUGGAACGUUGUACCACUGUAAAGCUGAACCGGCCUCGCUCAACUGAUACCCGAAUAAUCACGGUGGCAUACCCGUCUCAGAACGCCGUCCUUGACCGAGCUCAAUCGUUCGAGAACCUCGACUGCCAGCUGGCUUACGUUCGCUUGGUCAGAAUACUUGACGAAAUCGCCGGUCCUGCUGAUGGAUUACCCAGCUCAGCAGACAUAUCCCAAUCAACAUGGAAAGAUGACCUCAAAGCAUGGAAGCGAUCACUUCCCCCCAACCUGAAACUCGACCAGAUCCCUCCAAGCAGCUGGAAGUAUCGAGCCAUAGCCCAUCUGUACCUGAACUACUGCUAUGCAAUGAUCACGAUGGGCAAAGUCGCCUUGGUAACUUUGGCUAGGACCAAGUUGAAACCGCCCGCUGAUUGCGACGCACCGGAGAUCAGCGACAAGGUCGAGAGCCUGGCCAAUGGCUGCACAAAAGCCGCGAGGAAGAUUCUACGCCUCUUCGAGAGCCUGACGCGACAUCGAGUCAUCACCAGGUUCUCGUUCACCGAUUUCCAGGGCUGCAGCAUCGCAACUAUCGUUACCCUGGUCUCAGGGAUCUUGGAACGCGAUUCGGGGUAUGAUAGUCGGGUGGAGCUGGGAUUCAACUGUCUGCGGAAGAUGGCCACAGGGAAUAUGACCGCCAAAUUGGGUGUGAGCUUUGUUGAAGCGGUGCAAUCGAUCACAAAUGAAGCUGCGAGCAAGUUGCAACAACGGGACAAUCCUGCCAUGUCUCGAGGGGCUCCAGACCUGGAUGCGCAUUUGGGCUACAACCAGUGGCUGGAGUGGUUCGCCGUACAAGAAGACUCCAAAAGUCGCGAAUGUUGUGGGAUUGGGCAACGAGAAGAAGUCCCAGAUAGUAGAGACCGGGAUGCGGAGUCAUGGUUGGCAGUACCGGCCACCUGGCAAACACCGAUGGAGCAACACAUCCCAGAGGCAACAUCCAUUCCUGAGGGUUAUUCGAAUCCGUCUUCGGGAUCUUCUUGUCCGCUUUUGCCAAAUGACUUUUUCUCCGGCCUACACAACGAUGAGCAGUCGUUCUUGAUGGGGCUAACUGGACUAGAUGCUCUAGGCGAUGCUCUGGAUUUCUCGGGUCUGAUGGGCCAGAUGGAAUGA